UUGACGUUUUCACCGCAACGCCAUCCGGUUUUUUUUAAAGGCAGGCUAUCUUGGCAAAACAGUAGGGAACGGCGAAAUUAUCCAUAUUACAAACCGAAAGAGAUCUUAGAUAAUACCGUUAGGACCGCUGCUCAAAAUGGGCACAGUUUUGGUCGAUUUAUUUGAUAAUUUCUGUCUGUCCGUCGCCGUCAGCUCGGCUGGUUAGCAGAACUGGCUAACUGGCUAAUUAAACCCUCUGACAAGUGUUUGCUGCUUGUGUGACUAGCUGACGAAACAGAGCUGUCCAAAGGAGGAAAUAAUUAACUCACACCUACCGUUCACACGCCGGUGUCUUAUCAGGAACCGUCGUGAACAGGAACUUCAACGGACUACUGAUGUGACAGGCGGUUGAAUUGACUGUGGACUGCGUGGAGUGGGUAAAGGCUCUGGUCAGUGCGUUUACAAGCGUACGAGAGAGACUUUGUAUGUUUGAUGUUUGUCACCUUCUUUAGUUUACAAGGAGUCGUGAUUAAGAGAAAUGACCUAGAGUUUCCAAGACAGUGUAUUUAGAUAUUACAACCAUUACAGUAUUAUUUUUUUUAUAGAUUAGAUGACAGGUCUUCCUUGACUUAUGCUUGUCAACGUGUCACCCAUGUUUGUUUUUUGACGGAGAUCCGGGUGAUAGGUUGGAAAAGUAAACAAGGUGUGACAGACCCAUCUGCUCAUAAGUUCAGGGCCAACUUUGCACUAUUACCAAUUUGUGUUUCAUCAGCUACACUUGAAACCUCGUGACUUGAAUGAAUAUACAUUCCCUCAAAUUAUAUAAGAGUGGGUUUUAGUAUUUUGAUUUUGAUAUUGAGACGAACAAAUGGAGUAUAAGUGGGCAACAGAGAGCAGGCUGCUUCCAAAUGUUCUCUGUAAACCUUUAUGAUUAGCUGGGAUCUAGUAGGAAAAUGAUUUUAUAAUGAUUUCAGACGCUUUUUAAUUGGGAUGGUUUAAGUUAAUGCUCCUGGUUCCUGGGUCCUGUGGAAACGACAAGGUAGAAAGACUCACACCCAGUCUCUAGUUAUAUGUAUAUUGCUGCGAUUUCUACCCUCCUACCACUAUGUCAUCGCCUGUACUGUUGUUAUCAAUGCUUUUUGGAGCAUUGUGGGUCCCUGGAGAGGCCAUGUCUCGAGAAGAGAAGAAUAGGCUGAGGAACCAAGUCGUUGAGAUGUUUGACCAUGCAUAUCAGAAUUACAUGGACCAUGCAUACCCUGCAGAUGAGCUGAUGCCUCUAACAUGCAGAGGACGAGUACGUGGGCUUGAACCCAGUCGAGGUGACGUUGACGAUGCUCUGGGCAAGUUCUCCCUGACUCUUAUAGACACUUUGGAUACUCUAGUGCUUUUGAACAAAACAACCGAGUUUGAGGCCGCAGUGAGGAGAGUCCUGUCAGAUGUGAGGCUGGACAAUGACAUUGUGGUUUCAGUGUUUGAAACUAACAUUCGUGUUCUUGGAGGUCUGCUGGGUGGACACUCCAUGGCCAUGAUGCUGAAGGAUGGGGGUCAGCACAUGCAGUGGUAUCAGGAUGAGCUCCUGCAUAUGGCCAAAGACCUGGGUCUCAGACUUCUUCCAGCCUUCAACACCAGCAGUGGCCUGCCUUACCCCAGGGUGAACUUGAAAUAUGGUGUCCGAGGUCCUGAGACAAGAACAGGCACAGAAACCGACACAUGUACUGCAUGUGCAGGAACAAUUAUCCUGGAGUUUGCUGCAUUAAGCCGUUUCACUGGAGAUCCUGUCUUUGAGGCUCAUGCCCGGAGAGCACUGGACUUCCUCUGGGAGAAGAGACAGAGGAACAGUAAUCUGGUUGGAACCACGAUCAACAUCCACUCUGGAGAAUGGGUCAGAAGAGACAGUGGAGUAGGAGCCGGGAUUGACUCAUACUAUGAAUACCUGCUUAAGGCUUACAUCCUCCUGGGAGAUGACCAGUUUCUUCAGCGGUUCAAUAUUCACUAUGCAUCCAUAAUGAAGUACAUCAGUCAGCCUCCUCUGCUGCUGGAUGUCCACAUCCACAAACCACUCCUUCCUGCACGGACCUGGAUGGACUCUCUGCUUGCCUUCUUCCCUGGACUUCAGGUGUUGAAAGGAGAUAUCCGCCCUGCCAUCGAGACUCAUGAGAUGUUGUACCAAGUUACCAAGAAACACAACUUUCUUCCAGAGGCCUUCACUACUGAUUUCAGGGUACACUGGGCGCAGCAUCCCCUGAGGCCUGAGUUUGCAGAGAGCACCUAUUUCCUUUACAAGGCCACAGGAGACCCUUAUUACCUGGAGGCAGGUCGUACAAUUCUGGACAACCUCAAUCGCUUUGCUCGUGUUCCCUGUGGCUUCGCUGCCAUGAAGGACGUACGUACCGGGAGCCACGAGGACCGAAUGGACUCGUUCUUCCUUGCUGAGAUGUUUAAAUAUCUUUUCCUGCUGUUUGCUGAAACUGAGGACUUACCUUUUGAUGUGGAGGGAUACAUCUUCACAACAGAGGCGCACCUUCUGCCUCUGUCCCUUUCCACAGCUCCUCGCUCUUCAUCUAUACCCUCAAAUAGAACGUCAGAGGAAGAGUUGGACGACUCUAACUUUGAUUGGACGUGCCCUAACACACGCCUCCUGUUUCCUGACCCCGCCUUUCCACGAAACCUGAGAGAACCGAUCCGUAGUGCCGUGGACAAAAGCUGUCCUCGUCCUGCUCCUUACCGGGAGCCUGGUAUGGGUCGUCCUCCCCUGAGGGCUCAGGACUUUAUGGCAAACAACCCUGAACAUCUGGAGCUGCUGAGAAGAAUGGGAGUGAGUCUCAUCCACCUGAAGGACGGCCGGGUGCAGCUGGUCCAGCACGCUACACAGGCUGUCAGUGCUGUCGCUGCAGAGGAUGGCGUGCGUUUCAUGCAGGAGAUGAUGGAGUUGUCCAGCCAACAGCAGAAAGAACAGCUGCCUCCCAGAGCCAUUCAGAUCGUCUCACAUCCAUUCUUUGGCAGGGUGGUGUUGACCGCAGGCCCAGCGCAGUUUGGCACAGACCUGUCCAAAAGUUUCACAGGGGUCAGAGGCUUUGUGACUGUGGCUGAACCCUACAGUGGCUGUUCUGAGAUCACCAAUGCAGACUAUGUCCAGGGCCACAUCGCCCUGCUGCAGAGGGGACAGUGUAUGUUUGCAGAGAAGGCCCGACAUAUCCAGAAGGCUGGCGCCAUUGGAGGCAUUGUCAUCGACGACAAUGAGGGCAGCAGCAGCGACACAGCUCCGCUGUUUCAGAUGGCUGGGGAUGGCCGCAACACAGAUGACAUCACCCUGCCUCUCCUCUUCCUCUUCCACAAGGAGGGCAACAUCCUUCUGGAGGCGCUCAAAGAGUACAGGGAAGUGGAGGUGUUACUCAGCGACAAAGCCAGAGACAGAGCUUCCAUAUUCAAAGGUAAACCUCUGCCUGGCAGCCUCAUUGAGGACAGUACAGAUGCACCAGAAACAGGGGGGGACUGCCAAAUGGAGGCAACAACUCCCACCUCAGUUGAAUCCACGGGCCAAUCACAAAUGAGCACUGCAGAGCUGGACGAAUCCGCCCCCGAGGAGGUUACUCCAUCACAACAGGAAGUUAGUACUGUAGAUGAGGACACUAGCCCCGCGGGGGAAGUUAGUCCACCGGAAGAGGAGUCUAGUCCUACAGAUGCAGAGGCUGAUUCGACUCAGCCUGAGGAGGUGAGAGACUCUGAGAAGAGGGAAGAGCCUGAGGGCGACACAGACUCAGAGAGCAGCCAGUCAGUGGACGAACUGCUGGCUGAUUGGCGGGAAGACUUGGAGGCAUUCCAGCAGAUGGAGAAGGAUGAGCUCUGACAGUCGUCGGACACGUCGUGCCCUGUGACUGUAGUUUGAUCCACUGUGGGGAGAAACCUGGAGGGGGCGAAUGACUUCACACGUCAAACGGCCUCAAUCAACCGCUGAUGAAGUGAAACGAGGCUGGAGAAAACUAUUUGUUUUUACAUCAGCAUGGUUACAAAUCAACUGUGUUAAAGACUGCUUCCUCUCCUGCCCUCUAUGAAUGGCAACAAGUGCCAAGGCAGCCCACAUCCUGUAUCUGUGGACCAUAAGGGAGUCUGUUUUAGCCUGGUAGGAGAAAUGAGAGACCAGGGUUCUUACCUCAUGUUCUCAAACAGCCUCUGUUGUAACAGUCCAUGAUGAAUGACAUGGACCAGACUAUAUGGAACAGUGUCUCAGCAUCCAACCCAGAUCACUUCUCACAAUGUUCUUCUCUCUAUGCAUUUUGACUCCUUGUGCUGAAAUGCUUUUUCUCAGUUGCUAGCCCAACAACUCUGUUUUAACUAAUUACUCCAUUGACCAAUUAAUUUUAUUUAAAUGUGAUGAUUAUGAUGCGGCAUUUUCUGUUUUCAUGGUUUCGGGCCUAAUCAUAAGUAUACAUUGAUAUUAACUGUGACUAAAUUCAUUUGGGGGGGGGGGGGUCGGUGACAUCAGAUAAACAGCAGCUUUAGAGCAGAAUAACUCAACACCAAAACUCAUCUUUCCCGAGGGUGUAUGAAGUCACCGUCAGUGUAAAUAAUGUAUGUAUUUGUUGCGAUGUAUUGAAUGAAACAGUUAUAUCGUGCUGCAUUGCUCAGGUUCUGGUUGGUCUCAUAGAUCAGAUCACCCCACAACCAACAACCUCUGGACCACAUCAGGUGGAGCAGACACACCCACGGCAGCACAGCGGGAUGGAUGAGACGCCCCGGGGCCGCCACAGGGGGGCGCUAUAUGAUCUGUCUGUCAUGCUGACGUUGUUGACCAUUGGAAGGAACAGACAUAAGCCAAUAAGUUAACUCAAUGAAAUAAAAAUUGAGAGGGGAAUCGGGAA
This is a messenger RNA of Sphaeramia orbicularis (orbiculate cardinalfish), 4838 nucleotides long. It is a transcript of the gene edem3, whose product is annotated as ER degradation enhancer, mannosidase alpha-like 3. Gene Ontology annotation, biological process: mannose trimming involved in glycoprotein ERAD pathway; endoplasmic reticulum mannose trimming; carbohydrate metabolic process. Gene Ontology annotation, molecular function: mannosyl-oligosaccharide 1,2-alpha-mannosidase activity; calcium ion binding. The transcript has 21 exons. Gene Ontology annotation, cellular component: membrane; endoplasmic reticulum. The record is from RefSeq and is a predicted model, not a curated record. NCBI's taxonomy places the organism in Eukaryota, Metazoa, Chordata, Actinopteri, Kurtiformes, Apogonidae. The coding region runs from base 1085 to 3826 and encodes 913 amino acids.